AACAGUGCAGAGACAUGAGUUCCCUUGCAAUCACCUACCAUUGCAAUCUUCUGACCAGGCCCAACCCCAAUUUUCGAAAUGCUAGAGUGGCAUUUCCCAGCCCCUCUCUCUCUCUCUCCCUCAAACCGGGUUUUCAAGGUCCUGGAGUACCCGGUUUCCAAGGUUUGCCUCCAAAUGCAAACCAAGCUCGUGACGGCAAUUCCAAAGCGAUUUGAUCCGAUCGCGAAUGGGUCAUCUGCCAAUCCUGAACUCGAGUCUGAUGAAGAGAAGUUUCCAAAUGCUGAAGAGGUAGAGGUCGAUGAAGAUUCGGUGGAUCCUCAAGUCGAGUCUGGUGAAGCUGAAGAGGAGGUUCCUAAUGCUGAAGAGGAGGUUCCUAAAGUGGUCGAUGAAGGGUUCUCGAAGGAUGGUCUGUCUGGUCAGCAGGAAGAGGAGGUUCCUAAAGUGGUCGAUGAAGGGCACAAAUAUCCGUCCAUUAUCCUCUGCCGGGGUUUAUUAAGAGAGGCAACGAUGGCAAGCCCGUUGGAUUGGGCAAACGCGCCCGAUAUCACAAAGGAUUUGAUUGCGACGAGUGCUAUAACACGUUUCCGAAUGCCACUGCUAAGCAGAGUCACAUUUGCCCCCGUCUCAUCUACUGAAGAUACUUAUGCAGAUUCAGUAGAGUGGGAGGAUGAAUACCUGACUAUUAGGAUGCAGUGACUUUCUUUAUGUGGAUACGAUGAACUCCAUACUUGCAUUUAUACGAGGAUGAACUACACGAGUAUAACUAAUUUGUAUAACUUUUAUGCGCGGUAAUUUUUUUUUUUGAUUGGCGGAUUUUUACUUGCAUCUUUGAUUGAUGUUUACAGAUUUACAGGAAAUAUUAUUAAAGCUUCUUUUAUUUUUC
This is a messenger RNA of Cornus florida, 883 nucleotides long. RefSeq lists its product as uncharacterized. The transcript is spliced from 4 exons. Lineage: Eukaryota; Viridiplantae; Streptophyta; Magnoliopsida; Cornales; Cornaceae. Bases 79 to 696 code for a protein of 205 amino acids. The record is from RefSeq and is a predicted model, not a curated record.